Sardina pilchardus (European sardine) is the source of this 4468-nucleotide messenger RNA. It is a transcript of the gene flot1a, whose product is annotated as flotillin 1a. Gene Ontology annotation, biological process: positive regulation of endocytosis; positive regulation of cell junction assembly; regulation of receptor internalization. The transcript is spliced from 14 exons. Lineage: Eukaryota; Metazoa; Chordata; Actinopteri; Clupeiformes; Clupeidae. The record is from RefSeq and is a predicted model, not a curated record. Bases 146 to 1426 code for a protein of 426 amino acids. Gene Ontology annotation, cellular component: plasma membrane; flotillin complex; cytoplasmic vesicle.
UUACCGUCAGUGGGAUUCAGGAUCUGAUCACACAUCUCUGCCUACUGAUCAUAGCGCUCUUAGAAUAAUUUCUGAAAAAGUGCCACUGCUCAGUUCUUCAGGCUGUUUUACGUUAUCGACUGUUUAGCCUACUUCUACCUUCAAGAUGUUCUAUACAUGUGGUCCCAAUGAGGCUAUGGUGGUGUCAGGGUUCUGUCGCUCUCCACCUCUUAUGAUCUCUGGUGGGCGAGUGUUUGUGGUCCCCUGUGUACAGCAGAUUCAGAGGAUCUCCCUGAACACUCUGACGUUGAACGUGAAAAGUGACAAAGUGUACACGCGCCAUGGAGUGCCAAUCUCUGUUACGGGCAUCGCACAGGUAAAGAUCCAGGGCCAGAAUAAGCAGAUGCUGGCUGCAGCCUGUCAGAUGUUCCUGGGGAAGUCUGAGGGGGAGGUCGCCCACAUCGCCCUGGAGACACUGGAGGGCCACCAGCGUGCCAUUAUUGCUCACCUGACCGUGGAGGAAAUCUACAAGGACCGCAAGAAGUUCUCCGAGGAGGUGUUCAAAGUGGCCUCCUCUGACCUGGUCAACAUGGGCAUCAGCGUGGUCAGCUACACGCUCAAAGACGUGCACGAUGACCAGGAAUACCUGCACUCUCUUGGUAAAGCUCGUACCGCACAGGUGCAGAAAGAUGCACGCAUAGGCGAGGCCCUGAACAAACGGGAUGCUGUAAUGAGGGAAGCCCAUGCCAUGCAGGAGAAAGUCUCCGCUCAGUACGUGAAUGAGAUCCAGAUGGCCAAAGCGCAGAGGGACUACGAGCUGAAGAAGGCUGCCUACGAUGUCGAGGUCUACACCAAGAAGGCGGAGUCUGAGAUGGCCUACCAGCUGCAGGUGGCCAAGACCAAGCAGCGCAUCGAGGAGGAGAAGAUGCAGGUGCAGGUGGUGGAGCGCUCGCAGCAGAUCCAGCUGCAGGAGCAGGAGAUCCUGCGCCGCGAGAAGGAGCUGGAGGCCAAAGUGAAGAAGCCCGCCGAGGCCGAGCGCUACCGGCUGGAGAGGCUGGCCGAGGCUCAGCGACUGCAGCUCAUCAUGGAGGCUGAAGCUGAGGCUGAAGCCAUCAGGGUGAAGGGUGAGGCCGAGGCCUUCGCCGUGGAGGCCAAGGGCCGCGCCGAGGCCGAGCAGAUGGCCAAGAAGGCCGAGGCCUUCCAGGAGUACAAGGAGGGAGCCAUGGUGGACAUGCUGCUGGAGAAACUGCCACUGAUGGCUGAGGAGAUCAGCAAGCCCCUGGCAAUGGCUCAGAAGGUUACCAUGGUGUCCAGUGGAGGCUCGGAAAUUGGUGCAGCCAAGCUGACUGGCGAGGUCAUGGACAUCAUGACCAAGCUGCCCGAGACGAUCGAGAAACUCACUGGAGUCAGCAUCUCCCAGGCUCUAACACAUCGGUUAGCAUGUUAACUAGCAUUUUCCACGGGUUGGUGCUUGCAAGGUGGCUCGCACUGGUUGAAAAGGCCAAUCCCACCUGGCUUGGCCUGUUUGCUGCCUCUGCAUGUAUUGGAAGUCACAACCUUCUCUCUUUCUGUCAAUCUGUCUGUCUGUCUAUCUCUCUUUUCCCCUAUCUUGUCACCUGUCUUACUUGUCUCACUUUUCCAUUCCUUUUUUUUUGCAUUUUGAUAUUGUAUUCCCUCCCCCUCUUAAUGCACUUUCCCAAGUUUGUUUUUCCUCACUGACCUGGCACAGGUAAUUCGCUUCUGGGGAGAUUUGAUUAGCGUUGCUGCCUUUAAUCAACCAAUUAAGAUGCGCCUUUAGUACAUUUCAAUGGUGUACCUGAAACUUGGAAAAGACUGUUUUAGUUCAUCUUGCAAUGGCAUCAUUGAGAUUUUUCAGUGCAAUUUUUUUACAUGUGCAUUCAGCCAUGAGUUUAGAAUGCCCGUGUGUAGUGACAGCAGGUCAUAUUUGUCAUUAUGGUAAGAUAAGGAGGACAGAUUGAUAAAUGCAUCAAAAUGAUAGUAAGUAUAAUAUAAUGGUCCUCUGUAUGUAGAGUAGAUAAGUAUAAUACAUAAAUUGGACUGCAGAAAGUAGACGAUAUAAAGUUUGCAAUUAAUGUUUGCCUGCAGUGUAAAGAGUUGUUACAUUUGCGGUGAUCUCUUCACUCUUCAUUUACUGUACCAGCCUUUGUAGAAGCACGGAUGAUAGAUGAUCUCCCUAGAAACAGUUGCCCUGGCCUGCGCAGUCAUUUGGUCUUUGAUUGACCUCUUCCUUGUUUUGUGGUGGUGUCAAAUGUGUGUCUGUGUCCCUGUGUUCACUCCUCCUGAGCUGCUGGCGCUGUGGUGAAAUUGGUUCCGUAUGACCUCAUUCUUGUUCUCGCCGAGUCAUUGCGAGGUGCAUUAUAAUUUAUGUCUGGGAGCAGCUGUCGGGGAACUAUUUGGAAAUGAGAGAGAUUGUGUGGUGGAUGUUUUAAAAUUCAGACAGACUUGUUUUGUACCAACAUUUGUAUCAAGUUGUUCCCAGAUAGUUUGAUGGAGUUACACCUGGCUCCGCAAUGCUGUUUUGAACCCAGAAUUGCUGUUGACUAUGUGAGGAUUAUGAGGUUUCAGGGCACAUACCUUCAGCACCCCUGACCAACUUUUCAAACCACAUGCAGGCAGCCUCCAGGAAGUGUAGCCCUCUUGUUCAUCUCCCCCUUCCUCCCCCCCAAUGACCGUGUAUAGUCAUUACUUCCCCCAACUGCCUUUUUGUCCACUGCCUUGCUGCCAAACCAGAAGUGCAUCUUAUUAGACAGUGUCAUGCAAAACUUGCCGUCCAAUCUUCCAUGAGGUACUACUCUACUUCUGAACUGUGUCUUAAGGGAGAACACUUGCAUAUGGAUGCUCUUUAGAUUUACUGUCGAUUGACCAAAUCCAAAGUUUUGGUUUUAUGCUUCUGCACUGCGAUUGGUAUUAUUAUUUCCAAUCGUUUGUCAAAGCUAAACAGGUAGAAAUUGCAUUUCAGGGAUUCCAGACAUUUAUGAAAUGAUAUUUUCAACCACUCUACUGUUGCUGGGUCAUUGUAGAUGUAUUGCUUGUAAUUGGCAAGUAGUUUUUUUUUUAUUAUUAUUAUAGUUCAUGCACUCUAUUUCUAUCAUUCAACAAGUCAGUCAUGCCAUAAAUGUAGCAGUCAAUUUUGUAUUUAUUUAUUUUUUUGACAUAAUUUAAGUGUUGUUCACCAGAAUAAUAGUUACAGGCUAAUGUUGAGUGACCCAUUGGCCAGUUUUAUCACAUGGUUUGACUGCCAAAAAAAAAGAAGAAAAACAUUUCAUACAUUUUGCAUGUUUGUUUGAAAGGCGUACAAGAUGAAUAAUAUAUAAUAGAGGGAAAUUGUUUCUCUUUCAAACACUUGAAUGUUUAGGAAGCAAAGCACCUGCAAAGUGCAAGCAUUUAUUUAUAGAUUUUUAUUAUUAUUUAUGUGUGUAUUGCGUGUCAUUAUUGUCACAACUUUGUUUUAAUCAUCAGCUCUGAAGUUUGGUGUUUGGUAUUUUGUGAGAUAAGAAAGUGUCAACAUUCACUUUCUGUAUCCUGUGUAAUGAACUAACUGGCUUCACUCAUUAGCUGUGUCUGAGCCACACUCUUAUAACCAAAUGUUUGCGAUACCAUCUGCUCUUGGAAACCAAUGCUGUGUGCUCCUCAGUUUCCAUGCCGACUAAUUGCGUGCCUGACGGGCCUAAUUGAAUGGCUCAUGAGUGAUGCCAGAUUCUGACAGGCAUUUUUUUCAGACACACACACACACACACGCGCGCUUUGGCUGAUAGUAUGAAUAGCUUGGUGCAUGAAUCACGAGUGCAGCUAUCUAAACAUUCACCCUUUUAUCUUUUUCUAUGUUAAUAUUUUUGCGUUUGAAGUUGAUGUUCUUAAACAACUCCUUCUGAGGAGUAAAUCACUGAAGUCAUGAUUGAAGUUGUAUAUCUAAUGGAAUCACUAUGUUUUAUUUGUCUGUGAUAAUGUAUGAAGGGAUGCCAACACUGUUGACCUCAUCGCUCCAAGUGACACAAAAAAAGUUACAUUUCUGUCUUUAAAGUACCUCAAAUCAUACAAUCUUCUGAUUCAGAUUUUAGUAUGAGUGAUUAUUGUUUUAUGUUUAUCACAAUUACCAUAAAUCAUCCAAAUAUACAAUUUUACAAAUAAUGACAUUAAGCCGAUCUUAACAUAUUAACCGUUGUUUACAGUUACUUAUAAUGGUACUGAACUACCAAAUAAGAGAGAAAUCUGUUGGUAAAAUCCAGGGAGUGUAGGUCUUAGACCUAAUUAUUGGUCAUGUUAUAGUGAGGGAAAGUCUUCUCUCUUGACCGUGUCUAUUGUAUUACUUAGCUAUCUAUCUGACACUAUCUGUUACAGAGGCUGUAAAAGUAGGAAUUCAGCUUAAUUCUGUCUGUUUCCAAUCUGUUGUUAGUGCACUAAGAUAUUGAUGAGUAUUUUGUAGAAAAUGUAUUCUCUUUAAUUGCAUAAAACUGAUUACUGAACUGCA